Molecule: messenger RNA, 767 nt
Organism: Punctularia strigosozonata HHB-11173 SS5
Lineage: Eukaryota; Fungi; Basidiomycota; Agaricomycetes; Corticiales; Punctulariaceae
Exons: 3
Coding region: 1-582 (193 amino acids)
Source: RefSeq, a predicted model, not a curated record
AUGAGAUUUCGGGGGGUUUGUCCUCCGUCAGGUGAUCGUGGGCGCGUUAGCCUUCUCCUCGCUGCCGUUGUGCCACUCGGUGUGCGCGUCGAUAUCAUGCCUCCCCGUGUCCAGCCCAAGUUCUACCAACUCACGAUCAAGACUCACAAACUCAGUAUCUUCCUCCCCAAGGUCCCGCAGACGCAGACAAUCAACGAGCUCAAAUCAGAGUACCUCUCUGCGAUUGCCUCCCAUGCGUACUCCUACGUGCCACCGCUAGAGGACGGUAGCGAUGUCCCGCAACUCAGCUCACCGGAUGACUUCGAGCUUUGCCGCAGCGUGCGCGAUCAGGACGCGUACAGACGGGGCGUGCUGAUCGUGGAGUACAAAGUCCUGGACGGCAAAGCGUCUGUCAAGGGAUCGUUGAACAAUUGGGAAUCUUUGUUCGUCCAGUUCAAGGAUCGUCGGACAGGGGAGCUACUGCCGAUACAAGUGACGAUACCAUCACUGCAAGACGACGAAGACGAGCCACCUGCGCCUUCAAGAGGACGCCCGGAACCAUCCCCUGGUAAAGGCAAGCGCCGAGCAUCUUCGACAGACUAGGCAUUCCCUGCAUUCGCGAAUUAUGUGGGACAGCAUGUAUACAAUGAUGAUGAGUCUAUGCUACAAAUGCAUCCGGUUCGACCAUAGCGAUAAUCUAGCCCUCCGAGUGCUCGCACAUGCAACGCUACAGCAUGGUACUCGAGCAAGCUUCACCCCGCAUGGACGACGCGCGAUGUAUGUCGACC